Nematolebias whitei (Rio pearlfish) is the source of this 611-nucleotide messenger RNA. RefSeq names its product cytochrome c oxidase assembly factor 6 homolog. Lineage: Eukaryota; Metazoa; Chordata; Actinopteri; Cyprinodontiformes; Rivulidae. The coding region runs from base 176 to 418 and encodes 80 amino acids. Gene Ontology annotation, cellular component: mitochondrion; respiratory chain complex IV. Gene Ontology annotation, biological process: respiratory chain complex IV assembly. The record is from RefSeq and is a predicted model, not a curated record. The transcript has 3 exons.
GUGUCGCUAUUUGCCGUGUUGCCCUUCACGUUCUUUAGUAAAGUUUCGUGUUUGCUUCUUUACAGCGAUAUUAUUGAAGAUUUUUUUGUUGUUCUUCGAGAGGACACGGAAGGCUCAGACGAGGAAGGACAGAGCGAUUUGCUUAUUUUAAACCUUUUAUUGAAGUGAAGCAGUGAUGACAGCUCCAACCUCUGCUGAAAGGAAGGUGUGCUGGGAAGCCAGAGACCAGCUUUGGCAGUGUUUAGAUGACAGCAACGACAAGAUUGAAUCCUGUCAGAAGUUCCAGAGGGAUUUUGAGGCUAAAUGUCCAGCUCAGUGGGUGAAACAUUUCACCAAACGGAGAAGCUUUCUCAAAUAUAAAGAGAAGAUGGAGAGAGAAGGGUUCACACCUGCCAAAGGCUCCAAAGAAACCUCUUGAAGGAAAGCUCCAGACGGACUUAACCGCGUCUGCAUCGGUGGAAAAGGUGCAGAGGAGCGUUCUGUGGCCCCCUAAUCAUUUGUGGACGUUAUUUAUUUGUUGGGACUAAUGCUGCAGUGGUGAAUCUGAAUAGCUGUACUUUUGAAAUGGACCCUUUUUGAAACUAUAAACAUUAAAAAAUGGUUUCAGCUGA